AUGAAAUCAAGAAUAAAUAAUAAGGUGAAGGAAAAUUCAUACCAAGAAUAUUCUAGAAAACAUGAUAGGUACAAUAUUGAGGAUGCAGUGAAAUUUAUAAAAAAUAAUUUAUUUUUCAAAAAAUUCAAAAACAUCCACAAUGUAGGUCAAUAUGCAAGAUUUAAUAUAUGCCCCCCAAACAACAUCAGCCGCAAGGAUAAUGAAAUCGAACGAAAGAUACUUACAGUACUGAAAAAGGAAAAAAAGUAUUUGAAAAAAUAUUCAAAAAAAUAUAACCUCAUGGAAAGUACAAUAGAAAAUAAGGAAAGAAAUGUAAAGGAAAGAGAGGAAAGAGGACUUAUGUAUGUAUAUAACAUAUGCGAACAUAUUUUAAACGGUCGAGAUAGUACCCUUGGUACAGGGAUAUACACAAGCAUAAAUAAAAAUAGCAAUGAUAGUAGUAAUAGUAAAAGGAUAUUUAUAAAUGAAAUUAAUGAGUUACUUACCGAAAUUGUGCAUAUCACAUUAACAAAGGAUAAUCUAGAAAGUAGCUUACUAGAUUUAUUAAAUGAAAACUACGUAGAUUUCAUAAUAAAUAUUAUUAAAAAUAAAGAACAGAUAAAGAGAGAUAUAAAAUUACUGAGUAGGUAUGUAGAUAUAAAGGAAAAUACUGUAGGUGCAAACUUUUUUAUAACGAAUAAAACAUCAAAAAAAAUGAAUAAUAAGAGUGUACUACUAAGUAAUAGGGAAAAUAUUGAAAAGAUAAUAGAUUUCUUUAUAUAUUGUGUAAAGGAAAAUUCUUUUGAGCAUUUUAAAAAAAUAUAUAUACCUAACGAAGAUAAUAAGUUAGAAGAAAUUAACGUACCAAAAAAUACCUAUUAUUCCUAUGAAGAUAAUGUUACAAAAGUCAAAAUUAAUAGAUUAGAAAAUUUUCAUUUUGAUAAAAAUGAGUUAGUACCUGUACGUGUCUUACCUUUCUGGUAUAAAUACAUAUUCGAAUUUGAAUACUUUAAUUAUAUUCAAUCGAAGGUCUUUAAAUCAGCAUUUCAUACAAAUAAAAAUUUAUUAGUAGCAGCCCCAACCGGCUGUGGUAAAACGAAUAUAGCUUUAUUAGUUAUAUUACAACAAAUUAUGUUAUUCUGCGAACAGAAUAAUAUUAAUUUGAACAGCCUUGUUAAAUCAUAUUUAGGAACACACGGUAUUAACUAUGAACAAGAGGAAAAAACAAAAAAUAUAAAUAGCAACCAUCUAAAGGACGGCGAAGCAAAUAGUCAAAGGAGUGAUAUUGAAGAAGUCGUAAAAAGGGACUUGAAGAAAGAAUACGAAAAAAAUGAUCACACUGAAGGAGAUCAGGAUGAUGAUAAGAAUACACUUGAUGUAUAUGAUAAUUUGAGCGAUAAAAAGAGAAAGUCCUCAGAUGAUAAUGUUUCUUCCUACAGCUAUGACAAUAAUAGUGUGUUCUCAAAUGCAGCAAGAAGGGAAGAAGUGGAUAUAAAUUCAAAAGAAUUUAAAAUUAUUUAUAUUGCACCAAUGAAGUCGUUAGUAUUCGAAAUAACAAAUAUAUUUCAAAAAAAAUUAAAAAUAUUUAACUUAAAAGUAUGUGAAUAUACCAAAGAACACAGUUUAACAUCGAAAGAAUUGGAACAUGUACAUAUAAUUGUCACUGUCCCAGAAAAGUUGGAUAUACUACUAAGAAAUAGUAAUUACUCAACUACUGUAUCUGAUGAAUCGUUAAUUAAGUGUAUCAAAUGCUUAAUACUUGAUGAAGUUCAUUUAUUAAAUACUGAUAGAGGAGAUGUAAUAGAAACAAUAGUUGCAAGAUUUUUUAGAUACUCAGAAACUUCUCAAUCGGUUCGAAGAAUAGUUGCUAUGUCUGCUACUUUACCAAAUUACAAAGAUGUUAGUGAUUUUUUAAAAGUUGAAAAUGACAUGUGUUUUUACUUUAGUGAAAAGUAUCGUUCUAUACAACUAGAUAAAACUUUAUAUGGGAUACAUGAAAAGAAUAAUCAUAAAUUGUACUUAGCAAAAAAUAUGUAUACAUAUAAUGAAAUAAUUAAUAGUCUUAAAAAAGAUAAACAGUGCAUAAUUUUUGUGUGCUCAAGAAAUGAAACAAAUAAAACGAUUGAAUUCUUAAUUGACCAUGCCUUAAAGAAUGAUGAAAUAAAUUACUUUACAAAUAAUUUAUACAUGGACUAUAAUAUAAACAAAAGAAUUAAAAAGUCAAACAAUGUCUAUAUUAAACAGUUCUUUGAAUAUGGUUGUACUAUACAUCAUGCUGGUAUGGCAAGGUCAGAUAAAAUACUAGUAGAAGAUUUGUUUAGAAAAAAAGCCUUCAAUGUUCUAUGUUGUACAUCUACUCUUGCAUGGGGUGUUAAUUUACCUGUACACACAGUUAUUAUCAAAGGAACGAAUUAUUUCUCCUCAGAAAGUGGAAAAGUAGAAGAUUUAGAUAUUCUAAAUAUAAAUCAAAUAUUUGGUAGAUGUGGUAGACCACAAUAUGAAAGUCAUGGUCAUGCUAUUCUAAUAACAGAAAGAACGAAAUUAUAUAAAUAUAUAAAAUUAUUAACAAACAAUACUAUUAUAGAAUCAAACUUUUUAAAAAAUAUAGAAAAUCACUUAAAUGCAGAAAUAAGCAUAGGUACAACCAAAAAUGUAGAAGAUGCAAUUAAAUGGCUAGAAUAUACAUACCUAUUUGUACGUAUGAAAAAAAAUCCUUUUCUAUAUGAUUCCGAUUUGACAAAUGAUAUCAAUUUAUAUAAUAAAAGAAAAGAAAUAAUCUUAAAGGCAAUUCAUAACUUAAGUGAAAAUAAACUAGUUAGAAGAAUUCUUUUAACCAAUGAUUUUGUAGGAACUUUCUAUGGACAAAUAGCAGCAAAAUAUUAUGUUGAUUAUAAAACCAUAGGAAUAUUUGCAUCAAAUAUAGAUAAUGGUAAUUAUAUAGAAAUUCUUGAUGUUAUAAGCAAAGCAAAAGAAUUUGAAAACAUACAAAUAAGAAAUGAAGACAUGAAAGAUUUUCUUUAUUUAAAACAAAAAUGCGAUAUUAAAGAAGAGUAUGACGAAUCAAAAGCCAUGACUUUACGUAUAUUAAUAGAAGCAUACUUAAGAAGAUUACAAAUAAAUAAUUUUUCCAUAAUAUGUGAAAUUAAUUAUACGGUACAAAAUAUUAUAAGAAUAUUAUAUGCAUAUUAUGAAAUAUGCUUAAAUAUCUUGAAAAAUAUAUCUAACCUAAUUAUGAACACCCAUAAUCUCAUUUUAGCAAUUUUAAGAAGACUUCCAAUUAAUGCAGGCAUAUUUAGGCAUUUCUGUUAUAAAAAUGAAUUAACUGACAAGAAAAAUAUAUUUGUUUCAAAUAACCGAAAGGGGAAAAAUUUUAAAGAUCAAGCAGAUAUUACACAGAACAAAAUUGAUGAUAAGAGCGCACACGUAAACUUAGUUGAUCUGCAUCAAGAAGAUGAAUAUCACAACGACAAUGUCCGAAGUAGAAGAAACCAAAAUUACACAGUGUACCUAAAAGAAGCGAUAGUAAAUAUAUUAGAAAAAAAAAAUCUUACAUAUGAAUCUAUAGAAAAUCUAAAUAAAAGCGAAUUAUUAUUCUUUCUAAGGAAUGAAGUAUAUACUAAUCAAAUUUUAUAUUAUAAAAACAUAAUACCCAACUUACACAUUGAAGGGUACAUUCAACCAAUAACACAAACAAUUAUGAAAAUUAAUUUAAAUGUUCACCUAAAAAAUACUAUCUGGUCGGAUCAAUGGAAUGAUACAAAAGAAAACUUUCAUCUCUUUUUAUUGAAUACAUUAAACAAUGAUAUAUUAUAUUUUCAAAAUUUUGCAAUUCAUAAAAAAGAUAGAAAGAAAAUACAUGAUAUAUCUUUUGAAUUCCCAUUAUCGAAUCAAAUGCCUCCACAAAUAACAGCUCAAUUCAUGUCAAUGAAUUGGCAUAACUUAUCUUUUGUUCACAUUUUUAAUACAAAUAAUUUAUUUAUUAAUCAAAAAAUAAACAUCUUUUCUGAAAUUUUACCCAUUGUUCCCCUGUCAACGCAAGUCUUGAAAGUACAGAAUUACAUCAAAUUCUUUUCUUUUAAAUAUUUUAAUCCUAUACAAACCCAAAUGUUUCAUGCAGCUUUUCACACAGACGAGAAUCUUUUACUCGGGGCACCCACAGGAAGCGGGAAAACGGUAAUUGGGGAACUGUGCAUAUUGAGGAAUAUGCUAACUCAUGAAAAUGAAAAAUCUGUUUAUAUAUGCCCUAUGAAAGCUAUAGUAAAUGAAAGAUACAAAAGCUGGAAAAGCAAAUUUAAGGUUCUGUUUAAUAAAAAUGUUAUUGAACUAACCGGAGAAAAAAAUGAAAAUAAAGAGAGUAUAACAGAUAGUAAUAUCAUAAUAUGUACUCCUGAAAAGUUGGAUGUUAUAUCCAGAAAUUGGAAAAAUAAAAAAUUCGUAAAAAGCAUUAAUUUGAUAAUAUUUGAUGAAAUACAUUUAUUAGGUCAAGAAAACAGGGGAGGAGUAAUUGAAAUUUUGGUAAAUCGAUUUAAAAAUAUGCAAGAUGAAUUAAACAAAAAAAUUAGGCUGGUUGGAUUAACAACCGUUAUAACAAGUGUUGAUGAUCUAAUUUUAUGGUUAGAUGUUAAAGAAAAUUAUCUUUUUAAUUUCCCUUCCUCGUGUCGUAUAGUACCUUGUAAAACACAUAUCUUGGGAUUUACACAAAAAGCAUAUUGUGCUAGAAUGUCUGUAAUGAAUAAACAUGUUUUUGAUGCUAUUCAUCAGUAUGCACAACAAAAAAAUGUUUUAAUUUUUGUCUCCUCAAGAAGACAAACAAGACUAACGGCCUUUGAUAUAAUUUCCCUUAACUUAAGUUCCCAUAAUUUAAAUUUUCUACACCCACAAAAUUUAUUAAAUGAUAAGAAUUAUAUUCAGGUUUUACUAAACAAAAGAAAAGGAAAAGAGGAAAAACAUAAGAACAACACAAAUGGAAAUAAUAUGUUAAUCAAAUGUAGCAAUAUCAUAAAUUAUGCAAAACGUUCAAGUAAUAAUAGGAUAAAUCAUAAAGAAACAGAGGAGUCCAAACAUAUUAAUGGAAUGGGGUUUUUUUCCUUUAAUUACAAAGAUACAGAUAUAUUUGAUUAUAAUUCAUUGCUAAAUAAAAACUUGUUGGAACAUGAAAAGGAGGAAGUUGGAAAUUUACUUUUUCAGAAUUAUUUAAAUAUAAUAGAGAAUGAACAUUUAAAAGAACUUUUAAAAUACGGAAUAGGAAUUCAUCAUGCAGGACUAAAUGAAAGUGACAAAAACAUUGUCGAAUAUUUUUUUCUCAAUAAAAUUAUACAAAUACUAAUAUGUACAUCUACUUUAGCCUGGGGUAUUAAUCUACCUGCAUAUUUAGUUAUUAUAAAAGGGAAUGAAUUUUAUGAUGCCAAAACAAAAAAAUAUAAAGACAUAUCAUACACAGAUUUAUUGCAAAUGAUUGGAAGAGCUGGUAGACCACAAUUUGAUGAUAAAGCAUUAGCUAUUUUAUUAGUUCAAGAAAAAAGAAAAAAUGCAAUAAAAAAUUUUUUGUAUCAUCCUAUGAAUAUAGAAUCAAAUAUCAUGGAAAAUAUAAAUGAACAUAUAAAUGCUGAAAUCUGUUCUGAUGUAAUUAAAAAUAAAGAAGAUAUUUUUAAUUAUAUUACUAAAUCUUAUUAUUUUAAAAGAUUAUUUUCUAAUCCUUCGUAUUAUUUAAAGGAUGUACAAUAUGUUCAGCUCUUUGAAAAUAAUAAAUUAACUCCUCAAGCAAAAAAGACAAUAUAUGACCACUUAAAUAACAUUAUAGAUAAUACUGUCAAAUUUUUAGUACAAAAUAAAUGCAUAGAAGCAAUAAAUGAGGAUUAUAAUUACAAAUAUUAUUCUACUCCCCUAGGGCGCAUAGCUUCCAUCUAUUAUAUCAAAUGUGAAACAGUCUCUUUCUUUUACAAUUCGAUAGAAAAAGAUACACAGCUUACAGAUUCAGACGAAAUCAAAGUACAUGAUGUAAUAGAUGAUAUCGAGGGGUCUAAUAUCUCUAAGGAAGCGUCUACAAAUAGUAAUAACACCGACGAAAUAAAAAUGACACAUGUAUGGGAAGAAAAAAAAAUGCCUCAAGAGUUUGAAAAAAUAGAGGAGCAAUAUCAAAAGGAACCGGAUGAAAAGGAACAAAAGAAUGAUCACUAUUCGGAUGUAGAAGAUCACUCAGCGAAUGAUGAAAGUAAUAAGGUUAAGAAAUAUAGCAAGCCCCCUCAUGAGAAGCUCGAUUUUUACGGUUUAUUCAAACUAAUUGCACAGGCAAAGGAAUUUGAUGACAUUCCCUUAAGGCAUAAUGAAGAUAAAUAUAAUGUAAAACUACGCAAUCAAAUUCCAUUAGAUAUAAAUAUGAAUAUGCCUAAUAUCAAAACAUAUCUCUUAUUACUUUCUCGUUUAUAUGAAUGUACUUACGAAACAGUUGAUUAUCAUAUAGAUUUAAAAUUAGUACUUGACCAGAUCGCUAGGGUUAUAAAUGGAUUCAUUGAUGUUUGUUUAUUAUUUCACACUUAUAGGUAUAUAAAAAAUUUAAUUUUAAUUUUUCAAUGUAUAAAUCAAAAAAUUACUCCUCAAAAAAAUUCCUUAUAUAUUAUUAAGGACAUAAAUGACUAUCAGAUAGCUAAAUUAAGGGAUUUACAUAUAGGAGAUAUUAAAGAGCUGAUAAAAUUUGAUAGAUCUUUUUUAUACUCACUAAACUUAUUUGAUACUAGUCAACUAGAUUACAUUCUGCAAAUACCUGUCUUAAGUAGUAAUGUAAAAUUAUAUCAUAAAAAUGUGAGUAGUACUGACAAAAGGGAGGAAAUAGAAGAAGGAGGAGAAACAGGAGUAACAGGAAAAGAAGCACAAACGGGAGAAAAAGAAGAUAUGGAAGAAAACGAAAAGGAGAAAAAAAAAAAUAAAAAAAAAAAUAAUAAUAAUAAUUUCUCAAAUAUAUCAUGUGUCAAACAUCUGAAAAAUGAAAAUAAGUAUUCCUUUAAAAUGAAAUAUCAUGAGCCGAACGAAAUAGUUAUCAAAAUAUUUUUUACUGUUUUGAAUAAAAAGGCUAAAGAUAUCAACUCAACCUCUUCUCCAGCAGCAAAUGUUCAAUGGUAUGCCAUUCUUCAUGAUUCCAAGGAAGAUGAAUCAAUUUCUAUCAAAAGAUUUAAUAAUAUUUCUUUAAAAAAAGUGUCCACUAUUUCAUUCAUCUUAGAAGACGUUGAAAGGGGAAAUUACAAUUUCACCAUUUAUGUUCACAACGAUACCUAUUAUGGAAUUGAUCACGAG
Plasmodium malariae is the source of this 7266-nucleotide messenger RNA. Its product is annotated as DEAD/DEAH box helicase, putative. NCBI's taxonomy places the organism in Eukaryota, Apicomplexa, Aconoidasida, Haemosporida, Plasmodiidae. The transcript has 4 exons. Gene Ontology annotation, cellular component: nucleus. The annotation marks the transcript as partial. The record is from RefSeq and is a predicted model, not a curated record. Gene Ontology annotation, molecular function: ATP binding; nucleic acid binding; ATP hydrolysis activity.